This is a messenger RNA of Pogoniulus pusillus (Red-fronted tinkerbird), 1882 nucleotides long. RefSeq names its product ALG6 alpha-1,3-glucosyltransferase (gene ALG6). The transcript is spliced from 14 exons. Gene Ontology annotation, biological process: protein N-linked glycosylation. NCBI's taxonomy places the organism in Eukaryota, Metazoa, Chordata, Aves, Piciformes, Lybiidae. The record is from RefSeq and is a predicted model, not a curated record. Gene Ontology annotation, molecular function: dolichyl pyrophosphate Man9GlcNAc2 alpha-1,3-glucosyltransferase activity. Gene Ontology annotation, cellular component: endoplasmic reticulum membrane. Bases 206 to 1624 code for a protein of 472 amino acids.
CUGCCCGGUGAGGGGCGGGAAGGGACGCGGCGGGAAGGGACGGCACGGCACGGCACUGCACGGCGGCAGCGCUACCUUGCUCCCCCGGGGCGCGGCGGCGGCUCUCCUUCUUCCCUCAGCGCUCGGCAGCCCGUCCUCCGCGCUCUGAGCGCUCCGCAGGCAGCCUGACCCCCUCUGUCGUGCCCCGGGGUUGAGGUGGGGGUUAAUGCCGAUAUCUUUUGGCUUGUUACAAAGAUCAGAUAUGGAGAAGUGGAGCUUAAUGACAAUUACUGUUUUACUGGCACUUACUGUACGCUGGACCGUAUCGCUCGGGUCUUAUUCAGGUGCAGGAAAACCUCCCAUGUAUGGAGACUAUGAAGCUCAGAGACACUGGCAAGAAGUUACAUACAACUUACCUAUCAGACAGUGUGGGAAGAGAUAUUUUAUGUCCAUCUUUGUUUUUUCAGUGUUUGUUGCUGAUUUGCUGAUUUAUAUCCCUGCAGUUAUUUUAUAUUGCUUUUCCUUGAGAGAAACAUCUACUAAAAAGAAGGUUUCCAGUGCUCUCUGCAUACUGCUUUAUCCAGGCCUCAUUCUUAUUGACCACGGACACUUCCAAUACAACUCAGUGAGCCUCGGCUUUGCCUUGUGGGCUGUGCUCUGUUUGUCCUAUGACAGGGUCCUCCUGGGGUCACUGGCCUUUUGCUUGGCCUUAAAUUAUAAGCAAAUGGAGCUCUACCAUUCUUUGCCUUUUUUUUGCUAUUUGCUUGGAAAGUGCUUCAAGAAAGGACUGAAAGGAAAGGGAUUAGUGUUGCUAACCAAAAUAGCAGGGACCGUGGUGCUUUCCUUUGCUGGCUGCUGGCUGCCCUUCUGUACCGACAUGGAACAAACCAUGCAAGUACUCAGAAGACUCUUUCCCAUUGACCGAGGCUUGUUUGAGGAUAAAGUAGCCAAUAUUUGGUGCAGUCUAAGUGUCCUUAUAAAGAUAAAGAACAUAGUUGCACCUCCAACUCAGCUAAAAUUCAGUUUUGCUGUGACCUUUCUGAGCCUGCUUCCCGUCUGUAUAAAGCUGACAGUGCAGCCUUCUCUUCGAGGGUUUAAAUUUGCUUUGGUUAGUUGUGCACUGUCAUUUUUCCUGUUCUCCUUUCAAGUCCAUGAAAAAUCUAUUCUUCUUGUGUCACUACCUGUCUGCUUGAUCAUCAAUGAAAUCCCUUUCAUGGCCACGUGGUUUUUGCUUGUGUCAACAUUCAGUAUGUUGCCUCUCCUGCUGAAGGACGGCCUGCUGCUGCCCUUUGCUGUGACCUCGCUGGCUUUCCUCUCCAUCUGCGUGGCUUCCUUCUCCAUAUUUGAGAAGACAUCAGCAGAGGACCUGCAGCUGAAGACAUUCUCCCUUUCCCUCAAGGGAUAUGUUUCAUGGGUCAAGUCAUUUCCCAAGAUUGUCAAGAGCCUGUUUCUGCUCUCGGUGACACUGAUGGCUGUGCUGUCUCUGAUGAGUGCUACAGUGAAUCCUCCACAGAGGUUACCUGAUUUGUUCCCUCUGUCUGUGUCCCUCGUUUCCUGCUUACACUUCAUAUUAUUUCUAGUGUAUUUUAAUGUUGUUAUACUCUGGGACUCAAAGCAUAGUAGAAGUCAUAAGAAAUUUAUUUAAUCAACCUGUGAAGACCAAAGGCUGAACUGUGAAAGAGGGUCAGAGGAUUUGCAGUGGCGCUGCAGGUAAAGCUGUUUGUGAGGUGACACAAUUCCUGGUAAGCUGGUGAGAACUGGCAAACACUUUAUGCUCAUCUUUGCAAGGAGAAGCAUUUGGAAGAGGGCUUGGAAAUGGGCUUUCGAGUAUUUUCUUCAGGAGUGUAAUACUUCUGCUACCAUUUGUAAACUUAAAAUACCCAAUAAAGGACCAAACUUUGAA